This is a messenger RNA of Phragmites australis (common reed), 1095 nucleotides long. RefSeq lists its product as uncharacterized. Bases 1 to 1095 code for a protein of 364 amino acids. The transcript has 3 exons. Lineage: Eukaryota; Viridiplantae; Streptophyta; Magnoliopsida; Poales; Poaceae. The record is from RefSeq and is a predicted model, not a curated record.
AUGUACACGGGUCCGAAUGGCAUCACGAGGACCCACAUCGACGCAGACGGGGACCUGGAGGAGGGAGCACUGGCGACCGUGCUAAGGGUGGUGACCUACAUCGAGGACCUCACCCGGGCGGUCCUGCCCCAAGAGGAGCUGGCGCUCUGCGCGGACUCGGGCCGGGUGGCACUGCAAGCGACCCUGCCGGAGUUUGACGCCCAGGGCCUGGUGGAGCGUCCGGGGCGCCGGAACCCCGGGACUAUACAAAUCCCUGGGGUGGACGAAGAGGCAGGCAGCAGGCAGCAAACCAGCGACAGGGACACCGCGGGCGGUAGGCCGCGACCGGCGGCAGGGACGCUGCGGGCGGUAGGCAGCAGGCUGGCCACAGGGACGCUGCUGGCAGCAGCCAGCAGGCCGGCGGCAAGGACACCGCAGGCGGCGGGGCGGCGACCCAAGGGGACAAGGGGAAACGUCCCCGGUCAUACGCUGCCCAAGGACCCAGCAGGAGGCCAAAGGAAGCUAGAGGGGCCAAGGCCAAUUGCCGCUCCUGGGCCGAGCACGCCCGCUCUAGAGCCGAGCGCGCCAGCAGGCCCGGAGCCGAGGGCGCCAACCAGCCCUAAGCCGAGGGUGGUGGCCGCUCCCGAGCAGCCAGCGCCAUCCGAGCCCACCCCGAGCAUUCCGAGGGCGGAGCGAGUGGCCGCGGUGGAGGUGGUUGCGGCGAGGGCGGCGCCGACGCGCGCCCGAGAGGUUAUCGAGUGGCUUGAAGUGGCUGUGGCGACGAAGCGAGCCGAGCUCGACAAGGACCACACCGCCCUCGUUGAAGAGAGGGGGAGGCUGGAAGAGGUCGGCAAGCUCCUGGAGGCCCAUAUCGCCUCGGCCAGCGCAACCCACGAGAGGUCGAUGCGCGUGGUGGCUGAGCAGCAGGAGGCGUUGGAGGAGGUGCACGACGAGGCUGUCACCGUGCAGGAGAAGGCCAGCCGCAUGGAGCGGCAGGCGACUGAGCGCGACCAGGCGUCCCGUAGGUGGGCCGCAGAGCUGCUCGCUCGGGAGCGGCUGCUCCUGGCUCGGGAAGAGGCGGUCGGCAAGCGCGAAAAGUCCGUGCAGUCUGCCUAG